AUGGAAGGAAAUUUAUUUACGGCAUUCAUCUUGUAUAUGUUUACACUCGGUUUUGCUAUCCCUGUAUUUCUCAUUAUCCUAUUUUAUGGCCUACUCGUCGGCCGAUUAUUUACACGUUAUCACUCGUCGCGAGUUUCACAGGUACCAGUUAAUCGUAUUGCAAUCUAUACUAUGGCUAUUUCUAUAUUUUUUGUCGUUUGUUGGAGCCCCUACUGGAUUGCAGCAUUGUAUGGUUUGUAUAGAACGCAGCGUCCGCUUAAUCGGCCUGCUUCCACUACUUUUAUAUACGUUAUGUAUGGCAUUCAUGCAUUACCAUACGUCAACUCUGCUAGCAACUGGCUUUUAUACGGUCUUUUGAAUGGUCAAUUGAUCAGGCGAGCGAAUAUUCAAAAGAAAUCACUAGUAAUUGAUAAUAAAAUCAAUGAAUUCAAUGAUAAACUUGUUCAAUCACCGAAUUUCUUUAAUUCUCAACGAGUUGUUGGACGACUUAGUCUUUUACCAAAUACAACUGAUUCAUUAUUAUGA
Molecule: messenger RNA, 525 nt
Organism: Dracunculus medinensis (Guinea worm)
Lineage: Eukaryota; Metazoa; Nematoda; Chromadorea; Rhabditida; Dracunculidae
Source: the annotation of a GenBank genome assembly